This is a messenger RNA of Trichoplusia ni (cabbage looper), 1629 nucleotides long. RefSeq lists its product as uncharacterized. Gene Ontology annotation, molecular function: olfactory receptor activity; odorant binding. Gene Ontology annotation, cellular component: plasma membrane. The coding region runs from base 340 to 1530 and encodes 396 amino acids. The transcript has 6 exons. Gene Ontology annotation, biological process: detection of chemical stimulus involved in sensory perception of smell; sensory perception of smell. Lineage: Eukaryota; Metazoa; Arthropoda; Insecta; Lepidoptera; Noctuidae. The record is from RefSeq and is a predicted model, not a curated record.
CACAAUUUACCUUAACAAUUUUAGUUUUCAAGUCGUUAAAGUUAUAGUUUGAUACAAAUCUAUUAUGUACCGCUGUGUAGGCAUUAUAACGAUCAUAAUUAUGUGGGUCAAAUCGCCCCUAAACUUUGCCCCAUAAUUUACCAUUCGAUAAAACUGACAAACUAAUAAAUCGUUUCAAUACUACCAGAACAUUAGUUUGACAAACUACACCAUUUAACGAAUUAACCAAUUUGGGUGAUUGGAACUACUCGUACAAGUCAAAAAUACUGAUCUCAAUUAAAUAACUUGUGAACAGUUUUUAUUCAAAUUGCUGUAAUUUUGAUUCCAAAUUUCAUCGGCAUGGACGUCCCAUCACUGAAGGAGACACAUCCCCAGAAAUAUUAUUUCAAAUUAAUAUGUAGGAUAAUGUAUUACUUGGGAAUGGGGGAUAUAUGGUAUGAAGAGAUCCCGGUCUCUUACUACGCCAAGAAGUUCUAUACGUUCUGGAGAAUUAUAUCCAAUUCCUUCGUCGUUGUGGUUUUGGUUGACGAGUUCUUGUCUUACCUUCGUUCAGACUUGAGUGAUAGGGAGAAGAACGAUUUGGUACAGUUUAGUCUGGCUCAUCCGACCAUAGCCCUCAAGAUUGUGACGUUAUACGCUUCGAAGGAACGCGUCACAUCAAUUAUGAAGCAUCUGUUGGAAGAGACCAGGCCUAUAUUCCAUUCUCUGGAGUUGGAGAAGAUGUCUGUGAAGAGGUUUGCUAAGUAUUGCAUGAUGAUGACAGGCUGUUCCUAUUUCACUUUAUCUGCAGCCACUAUUGAGGGUAUCCGGAUUUAUAUUAAUGAAGAUAUACCAAUUCGCACAGAGGUCGUUUAUUAUCCCAAUCCUUCACAAACUGGCCUUGCUAUAAACAUUAUGCGAUUUCUGGUGGAGUUCCAUUGGUACUACAUAGUGGGGAUUAUGGCUACAAUUGAUUGCCUCGCCCUCUGCUCGCUCCUCACAGUCGCCCACAAGUUCAGCCUUCUGCGUCUGUACUUCAAGAACCUGAGGAUCAAGGCUUUGGAGAAUAGAAGGAAACCAAACUUUGAAGAGGAGUUUAGGAAGGAUUUCGUGAUUGGAAUCAAGUUACAUGCAGAUGCUUUGUGGUGUGCUCGUAACGUCCAGAAGAUAAUGGGUCCUCUUUACAGCAUCCAAGUGUAUGAGGGAGUUACGUUACUCGUCAUGUGCCUUAUUAAGUUAGUCUUGACGGAGCGCAACUAUGUGUUCCUGCUUGCGACCUUGGCGUAUAUGUUCAGUAUAAUCAUACUGACGGGAGCCUAUAUGAUACCUGCAGGAGAUAUCACCUAUGAGGCAACCCUGGUCGGCACCGCAAUGUUCCACAGCGGCUGGGAGGUGUGCGGCGGCGCUGGUCUCCGGACCCUCGCUGUGGUGGCUCUGCAGGUCAGCCAGGUGCCCGUCUACAUGACCGCCUAUGGAGUCCUCGUGUUAUCGCACAGAAAUCUUGUUUCGCUGCUCCGAUCCUCAUACUCUUUCUUUGCAGUUAUGUACUAGGAUUCACAUAAUUACGUCAAGGAAACGAUUUUAUUUUGAAGGCACUAUAAUAAUGUAGUUUUGCACAAUGAGAAAUGAAUUUUAAUGUAAAUAAAUAGU